This is a messenger RNA of Morus notabilis, 1475 nucleotides long. RefSeq names its product mitochondrial uncoupling protein 5. NCBI's taxonomy places the organism in Eukaryota, Viridiplantae, Streptophyta, Magnoliopsida, Rosales, Moraceae. Gene Ontology annotation, molecular function: sulfate transmembrane transporter activity; oxaloacetate transmembrane transporter activity; succinate transmembrane transporter activity. The coding region runs from base 254 to 1234 and encodes 326 amino acids. The record is from RefSeq and is a predicted model, not a curated record. Gene Ontology annotation, biological process: malate transmembrane transport; succinate transmembrane transport; phosphate ion transmembrane transport. The transcript has a single exon.
UUUCUUUUGUCAAACCAUAAUUGUUUUUUCAUUGUUUUUCUUUCUUUUCAUCUUUGUAUCUCUCUCGGCUUAUGUCUGAGAGGCUCAGCGUUCCCCACUCUUCCUCUAUCGCCUUGGACCUCCAUUCCCAUCUCCUGGUUUCCAGUGAGAUGAACCCUAAUUCUAACUGGUCUCAUUAGAAUUCUCUCAGAUUCAUAUCUUUGUUAUUCUUUUCAUUCUUGUUUGUUUCCCGAGAUAAUAUAAUCAGAAAAUCAUGACUCUUAAGGGAUUUGUCGAAGGAGGAAUUGCCUCCAUUGUUGCCGGUUGUUCCACCCACCCGCUGGAUCUCAUCAAGGUCCGAAUGCAGCUCCAAGGCGAAUCUCUCGCCCCAAAUUCUAACCCUAAUUCCGCCGUCCAAACUCUCCGACCCGCUCUCGCCUUUCAAUCAACUCAUAUUGCAGCUCCAAGAUCUGUUAAUGUUCCACCACCUCCACAGCCUCGCGUGGGUCCAAUCGCUGUUGGAGUAAGAAUCGUACAGCAGGAAGGCGUCGCGGCGUUGUACUCCGGCGUCUCCGCCACCGUCCUCCGUCAAACGCUCUACUCGACCACAAGGAUGGGACUCUAUGACGCGAUCAAGCAGAAGUGGACCGAUCCCGUCUCCGGCAACAUGCCGCUGACGAGGAAGAUCACGGCGGGGCUCAUCGCCGGAGCCGUUGGCGCCGCCGUCGGGAAUCCCGCCGAUGUCGCGAUGGUCAGAAUGCAGGCUGACGGGAGGCUCCCGCAGGCGCAGCGCCGGAACUACAAGAGCGUGGUCGACGCCAUAGCCAGAAUGGCGAGGCAGGAAGGGAUCGGAAGCCUCUGGAGAGGCUCGUCCCUUACGGUGAACCGUGCGAUGCUUGUGACGGCGUCGCAGCUGGCGUCGUACGACCAGAUCAAGGAGACGAUUCUGGAGAAAGGAAUCAUGAGGGACGGACUGGGGACACACGUGGCGGCGAGUUUCUCGGCGGGAUUUGUGGCGGCGGUUGCGUCGAACCCGGUCGACGUGAUCAAGACGCGCGUGAUGAACAUGAAGGUAGAGCCGGGGAUGGCGCCGCCGUACGCCGGCGCGUUGGAUUGCGCGGUCAAGACGGUGCGGGCCGAGGGGCCCAUGUCGCUCUACAAGGGCUUCGUGCCGACGAUCUCGAGGCAGGGGCCUUUCACCGUCGUGCUUUUCGUGACGCUGGAGCAGGUGAGGAAGUUGAUGAAGGAUUUCUGAGAUCUUGAUCAUGAUGAUGACGAAGAGUGUUUUAGAAUAUUAUUAGAUAAAUAGUAAUAUUAGACGUUUUCCUCAAGUGUUGGGAAAGGAAUUUCCGGGGAAUAAUAAGUUAAAACAAUUCAAGCAAAAAAAAAAAAAAAGAAGUUAAAACAAUGUGGGAAACAGCGUUGUAAUCUGUGUCAGCUCGUGGCUAAAUUAAUUAUGUCUUUUUACAUGUGUUUGAUUAUUAUUUUCCUGCAAA